This is a messenger RNA of Drosophila nasuta, 3732 nucleotides long. RefSeq names its product Structural maintenance of chromosomes 6 (gene SMC6). Lineage: Eukaryota; Metazoa; Arthropoda; Insecta; Diptera; Drosophilidae. Gene Ontology annotation, molecular function: single-stranded DNA binding; damaged DNA binding. The record is from RefSeq and is a predicted model, not a curated record. Gene Ontology annotation, biological process: double-strand break repair via homologous recombination. Gene Ontology annotation, cellular component: nucleus; Smc5-Smc6 complex; site of double-strand break.
AAGAAACAUCGCUAUUGUAUCCGCAUCUGUUGUGAUUGUGAAAUUGCUUGCAAUAAAUGCGUACUAAAUUAUAUGUUAAGCGUUUGUUUUGUUUCGUUUGUUUGCAUUAAUUAGCAGUCAAUGCAAUUUAGAGUAAAUACAUAAUUUGAGUUAAUUUACAAUUUAUAGUUUCGAAAACAGUCCAAAUAAACAAAAGACCCGCGCAUUUUUUGGCACAACAACAACAAACAUAGUUAAGGAAUUUCGUUUAUUUUCAAUUUAAAAUGGGCCGUGGUAAAAUUCGAAAGAAACAAUUGCGUUCGGAGUCAGAUAGUGAUGACGGGCCAGCAAGUAAAAAGAGGUUUACGGAAAAUGCUGAAGUCGAAGACAACAGCGAAAAUGAAGAGAUGAACCAUGAACCAUCAACAUCAUCUGCGGCUAUGGCGGAAAAUCGUAGUGUCGGAAAUUCGAAUUCAAUGAGAGGAUGGGUUAGACGGGAGUCUUUUGAAGAACCAUCGAUGGGACUUGAUGUUGACAAUCCCUUCAAUCGUUGUGGCAAAAUUAUCUCAAUGCGUUUGAGAAACUUUAUGUGCCACUCCAAUUUUCGCAUCGACUUUGGGCCAAACAUUAAUUUUCUCGUUGGCAGCAAUGGUAGCGGCAAAAGUGCUGUGAUAACAGCUCUAGCUUUAGCGAUGGCCGCAAGUGCCAGAUCCACAAGUCGAGCUAGCAGCAUUCAGAAACUUAUUAAAAACGGCGAGACGACCGCUACCAUAGAGCUGACAUUGAGCAACACUGGAGUACGUCCAUAUAAGUAUAAUAUGUAUGGUCCUCAUAUGACUGUUAUACGCCACAUCCGGCAGGCGUCGUCGACCUACGAGCUAAAGGAUGCGCGCAGACAGACGGUGUCGCGAAAGUUGGAUGAUAUACGCCGCAUGCUCUUAUACUUUGGCAUCAGCGUUGAGAAUCCCAUCUUUGUACUUAAUCAGGAAGCUUCGCGCGAGUUCCUCAAAGAUCUCGAGCCGGCUUCGAAUUAUAAAUUGCUUAUGAAGGCAACGCAGCUGGAUUUAUGCGCUAACAGCUUAACGCAAUGUCAUGAGCAAAGUGAACACUUUAAUCAGGAUGUGGACAUACUUCAAAUGAAAAAGAAAAAGCUGUCAAAUGCGUGCCGGGAGGAGGAGGAAAAGUUAACAAUGCUCAAAAAUAAAGAAGCUAUAAAGGUUCAAUUAAAAGAUGCUAAUACCAUGCUGGCCUGGUUAAAAGUAACUAGAAUUCAGACUGAACUCACGAAAAUGGAGCAUUCUCUUAAAAUCAUUGAGAAGAAGAACUGUGAACUAUUGGAGAAAACAACGCAAAAAGACUUGACCCAAGAUUCCCUUUCAAAACAAGUAGAAGUUUUUAAUGCUGCGAAGGAAGAAAUACAAAAGAGAUAUGAAGCUCAAGAUGCUAAGCUAAGAUCCGCAAAACGAGUCUUUCAAGAUUGCCUCAUGAAAGGCAGUUCAAUCAGAGCAAAUAUUAAUAAUGUAGAUAAACGACUGAAGGAAGAAGAGGCUACCUACGAAGGCUGUAAAAGGCAUAUGAAUAACUAUCAUGCUGACUAUACCGAGGUCAAGCGACUGCGAGAGAGCAAUAACGCCAAACUGGUGGAGCUCAAAGCAAAGGUGGAAGAAAACAAUAAUCUCAUUGCACAGCUGCGAGAAGAACAGAACGACAUGAAGGGUCGUUUGCCGGCUGCUAAAGAGCAUGUGGAAUAUGUGAGAAAUGAGCUCGUCCAAUUGCAAAAAAAAGAACAAUCGCUGCAAUUUGAAAUGGAAUCGCUGUUGCGCAAUAAAUCGAAUAAGAUGUCUGUGUAUGGUGACAAUGCACUAAAAGUAGCUAUGGCUCUGAAGAACCAAUACGGGAAGAACGAUCACCUAAUGCCACGCGGACCGAUUGGCAUGUAUAUAACAGUGCCUAAUUCCAAGUACCGAGACCUGAUCGAAAAUCAACUGUCGCAUUGUUUACGUUCCUAUAUUGUUAACAGCGACAAGGAUCGCAUAUCAUUACGAGCUAUUUUGCAAAGAACAUAUACAAGCGGCAUACCCACAAUUGUCACUAGUGCCUUUUCGAAUCGGGUUUACAAUGUUUCCAAGCAUAAAGUACAAGCCAGUGGACCAAACAUGACAGUGCUGAUGGAUGAGAUAAGGUGUGAUGAUCCAGUUGUAAUGAAUUAUCUUAUUGAUACCAUGCGCAUUGAGACGGUGUUGGUUACCGAUUCCAAAGAGACAGCCGAAUUUCUGACUUCUAAUUCCGAAAAUAUACCACCAAAUAUGUCUCGGAUAUUGGUGCCAAAUCUUGGACUGGAAUAUUGUCCUUCGCCAAACUAUGCCGUUUACUCCAUUCGCAUAAAUUCAGCCAGAUUCAUUCAGGUCAAUGUUGAUGAUCGAAUUCAACAAAUGAAUGCCGAGCAAGCAAAUGUACGGGAGCGCAGUGCGAUGCUACAGCCCCAAUACGCUGAUUUUAAAAGAGCGCUUGAUAUCGAUAUCCAAGCGAUAAAGCAAAAGAGUGCGCAAAUUGAGGCACAUCAUUCCGAGAUAACAAAAUCCUUACCAAAAAUUAUGGAUAUAGAAAAUUUCGAAUACCGCGAAUUACCCGCACUAAAUGUGCUUGAAACCCAUUUAGCCAGCAGUGCUGAGAAAAUGGAAAAGUGCAAGCAGGAAUACAAACAUUUUGAAGAACAACUACGAGAGAUCAAUGAACGUAAAGCGCUCGCUGAACAUGAAGUAAAUGGUGAACAAAGUGCACUCCACCUAAUAAACAAAAAGCAUUGGGAAAUUGACGCAGAGCAACAAGAAUUGCAAAAUAAAAUUCGCGAUUUAGAUCGUAAUUUUGAGGAAAAUCAGCGACGUUUCAAGAGAACAAAUGAAUUGAUGCAAUCGAUGUUAAGAGAACAAAAGGAUUUGAAGAUGAAUUUAGAAAAUGCACGUCAAGAGGCCGAAAAAUUUGGUGACUUCAUCGAAACGAAUAAAACGGAGGAGAAAAUUCGCGAUAAGAUCAGUAAUUAUAAAGCAAAGAUCAAACAUUUCGAGUCUAUGAAUAUUGUCAGUGAAGAGGUGCAAACCAAACUGACAUCACUUCACGAAAAUCUUCAAGCACUAACAGAACAUUUGAAUCAAAUUUUAAGUAUUGUGGAAAAAUUGCGUUUAGCAUAUCGUACUCGCGCCCAGCGCUUCUUACGCUCGCGAUUUCACUUUUUUACCAUGGUUCAAUUUCAAUUCAAGCAAGCGCUCGCGUGUCGAAGAUUUGAUGGAGAUUUGACACCUGAUCAUAAGCAAAAAACGUUAGAAAUAAAAGUUUACCCUCCGAGUGGUAAUAAGACGGCCAAUACGAAAAGUUUAUCCGGCGGCGAAAGGUCAUUCACGACGGUUUCCUUAUUGAAAGGUCUUUGGAGUACCUCUGAUCAUCCAUUUUAUUUUUUAGAUGAAUACGACGUUUUUACAGAUGAAGUGAAUCGGACGUUUAUUACAAAACUACUUAUACAAGAGGGUUUGGAUUUUCAAAACAGACAGUAUUGUUUUCUCACACCUCAGGACACUAAAGUUGAUGCCCACCCCUUGAUUAAAAUUCACAAACUAGCGACACCAGAACAUUAAAGUGUGACAGGAAGUUGUAAAGUUGCUAGACAACGAUAUGGCGUUUCAAAAAAUUUGAUUUGUUACAUUAUUAUUAUUUACAAUAAAGUUUAGUGUUUAAUAAAUGUGAGGAUAUAUUACUAUU